Molecule: messenger RNA, 693 nt
Organism: Pseudomassariella vexata
Lineage: Eukaryota; Fungi; Ascomycota; Sordariomycetes; Amphisphaeriales; Pseudomassariaceae
Exons: 2
Coding region: 1-693 (230 amino acids)
Source: RefSeq, a predicted model, not a curated record
AUGCAGUUCCUCAGCCUUAUCGCCAUUACCGCGGCCGUCAGCGCCAGCCAGGUUGACACCACCACCCCCAAGCGCAACCUGGUUGAAGUCACCAACAUCAUGACCCAGGUCCUGCACGGCAUCCUCAACUUUGACGCUGCCAUCAUCAACUACAACGGUGGCCCGCAGGUGAGCCAGCUCCAGGGUGCUUCGGGAACUAUGGUCGGCAUUAUCAAGACGGCCACCCUUGCCGCCAGCAAUAUGACCAAUCUGAGCGUUGAGGAGGCCCAGGGCUUCCAGCCCCUGUCGGACAAGCUCAAUGUCGCUGGCGACAAGCUUCUUGCAGAUCUUAAUGGGAAGAAUGACUUGUUCUCCAAGGCCUGUGUUUGCGAGCCGGUUUUUGAGCUGGUUACAGUUGUUGGUGACCACGUCAUCACUCUCAUGAACACUGUCUCGACCAAAUUCCCCCAGGGGGGCAAGGGCGGCAAGGAGAUUGAACAUUUCACCAAGAUCUUCAACGAUAUGGAGGAGAAACUGUCGAAGUGCAUUUCAGCUACUUGCAAGAUUACGACAGUUCUUACCGGUUCCCACAGCAAUUCCACUGGGAAUGCCACUCAGACUGGUGUUUCACACCCUGUUGUCACCGCUGGUUCUUCUUUCUUGGGAGUUUCAUCUGGCGCCUUGGCUGUGGUUCUCGCGGCAUUCGCGUUCUAG